UUGAUUUUAUGACCAAAAAAAAACAGAUGAGUCUGCCAAGUCAGAAAAAGCUUUUGAGAAAAAAGCACUUUCCCUCUUGUAUAGAGUUGAUCUUGAGCUUUGCUUUGCUCUAUGACCCUCAUUCCGAUUGCAAAGCUCAAGUGACACUAUAAAGUACACACCUUUACACUCAAUGGGGUUCAACCACGUGCUGUUGCUGCUGCAUGCUCUCUCUCUCUCUCUCUCUCUCUCUCUCUCUCUCUCUCUCUGGUGAGAUUCAUUGGCUGUUGAAUUGUCAGAAUCUAUUGAUGAAGCACACCAACUGAUUUCUUGACAAUAUUAAGAUCAUUUCAUAGUUCACUAUCUGUUUACAAAGUUUUUGGGCACUUUUAUGACUUGUGAGCUUCUUAAUCCAAGAUAUAUUGUAUAAUCAAAAGGCUAGUAUAAUCAACUGAUCAUAUAUCUUCCAAAAUGGGAUGUGUUUUGUCAAGUGCUAAUGGGGAUGAGAGGCUUGGCAAGUGCAAGGAAAGGAAGAGGAUAAUCAAACAGUUACUUGGUUAUAGAGAGGAGUUUUCUGAUUCCCUAUUAGCUUAUUUGAAAGCAUUGAGGAAUGCUGGUGCCACCCUUAGGCAAUUCACCGAGUCAGAUACAUUAGAGUUUGAAAUUGCCUCUAAUGGCGUGGCUGACCCGCCUUCUCCACCUACCCAUCUGCUACCACCACCCUUGCCUCCUUUUCUUGCUGACGAGACUGCGUUGCAAAUGGCCCAAGAGGAAAUACAAGAGAAUGAUAACAACUAUGUUCCUACACUGGAAACUGAUCCCAGUGUGAACUCGCAUUGGCUAUUUCAACCUGCUGUUCAAGUAGAAUCAGUUGAGGAGGAGAAUUGGGAAGAAACUAAAACAGAAUUCGAGGAUGAGGACCCAGACUCAGAAGCUGGUGGGAGUGUUGGAAAAUCGCGUAGUGUGAAGCAACCUUCCAUAGGACCAAUUGAUGAUAAUUCCUCUGCAUUGAGUAUAUAUAGAAAAGAGACGACAACUUUGCCGAUGGUGGUUGGUAGAAAAGGGAAAACAUUGGAGGGUAUAGUUAAAGAGUUAGACGAUUAUUUCCUGAAAGCAUCAGCAUGCAUAAAGGAAAUUGCUGUUCUUAUUGAUAUCAGUGGAGCAGAUACUCUUCUGCGGCAGAAUUCUAGGCGUCACAAUAGGAAGAGAGACAGUUCUGCAAAGGUCUUCAGUGUACUGUCACGGAGUUGGUAUUCUAAGUCAACCCAGUUCACCAAAGAUACCACUGAGUUUUCUGGUCCUAAUGAACCAUGCAAGCCUGGGGCUCAUUGUGCCACACUUAAAAAAUUAUAUGCCGCAGAGAAGGAACUUUUCAAGGCAGUUAAGGAGGAGGGAAUUGCCAAAUUGGAGUUUGACAAGAUGUCCUUGUUACUGGAAAAGCAAGAGAAUGAGAACCUUGACUUGGUCAAAAUUGAGAAAACUCGAUCAAGAGUUGAGAAUUUGCAAUCAGAUGUAAUAAGCCUACAGCAGUCUAUCAGUGAAACAACUUCAUUAAUUUUGGAGGUUAUAGAUGAGGAGCUUUUACCGCAGCUGGUUGCAUUAACUGCAGGGUUGGCACAAAUGUGGAGGACAAUGCACGAGUGCCAUAGGGCCCAAGCACUCAUCUCCCAGCAGUUGAAUAACCUCAGUGAUAACCAUAACACAAUACUGAAUUCUGAAUAUCAUCACCAGGCUACAAUUCAGUUUGAGACUGAGGCCUCUUAUUGGUAUAAUAGCUUUCGCAAACUUGUGAAAUCUCAACGAGAUUAUGUAAGUACCCUCCAUAGGUGGAUUGAGCGUACUAGCUGCCUCAGGGAUGGUCAUCAACGUAAGGAUCACUCCUCUAUUGAUAGUAUUUGUCAACAGUGGGAGCUUGGGCUUGGCGGAUUACCUGACGAGGAGACCUCUGAUGAAAUAAAAAGUCUUUUGUUAUCCAUCCGUUCCAUUAUUGCCCAACAGACCGAGGAAGAUAAUAUUCUGAAAAGGUUGGAAAAAGUUGAAAGGAGGUUGCAAAAAUGCUUGAACUCGCUGGCUGCGAUGCAAGAAAAAAAUGAACCGAGCUCUGAAGAUGAUGGAGAAAUAGCUGAUAUGAACACCAAGCUUCCAUUAUAUGCUAAAAAAGCUGAAGCUGAAGCCUUAAAGAAGCAAGUGGAAAGUGUGAAAGAAAAUUAUUUGGAUUCUGUCCAGUGUAGUAGGGCCAUGACACUCAAUCACCUCAAAACUGGACUUCCCCAUCUCUUCCAAUCACUGAUGGAAUUUUCAAGUGCUUCAGCCCAAGCAAUUGAGAGUAUCAAUGCCCAGUCAAGCCAGUAGAAUGGAGUGAAUAGUGCAUCACAAACUUCGUGAUAUGAACAAAGAAUAUAUGUUGGUGAUAUAAAUUGUGUUCUUGAUGGCCUGUAUAUUGAAAUAACAUUAUGUUGAGCCAUUCUGAUGGUUUUUUGUAUACCUUCAACUCUCCUUAAUCCUUUACUACACUGAAAGUACUGAAAUGCAGUGAUUGUGUAGAAAACAUAUGUGGCAGGGAGAUUUUAAAUAUAUACCAUUUUAUAAGAUUAGGAAAUUGUCAUGCUAUUUAGGACA
Lotus japonicus is the source of this 2598-nucleotide messenger RNA. Its product is annotated as protein ALTERED PHOSPHATE STARVATION RESPONSE 1. The record is from RefSeq and is a predicted model, not a curated record. The transcript has 6 exons. NCBI's taxonomy places the organism in Eukaryota, Viridiplantae, Streptophyta, Magnoliopsida, Fabales, Fabaceae. The coding region runs from base 451 to 2331 and encodes 626 amino acids.